Messenger RNA from Anarrhichthys ocellatus (wolf-eel), 1019 nucleotides. RefSeq names its product M1-specific T cell receptor beta chain-like. Bases 16 to 747 code for a protein of 243 amino acids. The transcript has 6 exons. Lineage: Eukaryota; Metazoa; Chordata; Actinopteri; Perciformes; Anarhichadidae. The record is from RefSeq and is a predicted model, not a curated record.
AACAGCCUGCAAAUAAUGCUCUGGUACCAGCAAACAGAGAGCGGUCUGAUUCAUUUAAUUGGAUACAGCUACACUGGCAGUGACCCCACCUAUGAGAAGCAGUUUGAAGAUCGGUUCAAGAUGACAAGACAAGACAUCCAAACAGGAGCUCUGAUUGUUCCCAGUGUGAAUCUAUCAGACUCGGCUGUGUAUUUCUGCGCUGCCAGUACACAGUACAAUACAAAUGAGGCUUACUUUGGAAAAGGAACCAAACUGACUGUUCUGGAACCAGGACUUAAUAUCGCCGAACCAACAGUCAAAGUGCUUCCACCUUCUCCAGAGGAGUGUCAGAAGAAGACCAUUGUUUGUGUGGCCAGUGGAUUCUACCCAGACCAUGUCGGUGUAACCUGGAUGAUCGACAGAGAGGAUACCACCGGUGAGGCAACCGACAGAGUUGCCCUCCGGGAAGAAAACUAUUACAAAAUCACCAGCAGGCUGAGGGUCUCUGAAAACGACUGGUUCACACGCGACAAAGAGUUCACCUGCACCGUCAGCUUCUUCAAUGGGACACAUACUAAACAUUUUCCAAAAACAAUUUAUGGGGUAAAAGCUAAAGAAGGAGUCCUGACAAGAGAGAAAUAUUUGAGGGUCACACUGACCGCCAAAUACUCCUACGGUGUUUUCAUCAUCAAGAGCAUCGUCUACGGAGCCUUCGUGGCGUUCCUGGUGUGGAAGCUUCAGAGAUUAGCCGGGAAGCAGAACGACUGACAGCGGAGGUCAGAAUAAAUAAAUCUAGGAGAUCAAUAGUGUUUGAUUCUGUAAAUAAGGUGGACAAGUUAUACAUCCACGUCGUUGUAUGUUGCAGUGCAUUUACACUCUGCUAAAAUAGAGGAACAGUUCUGUGCAUAUUGUUGUUAAAACUGCCAUACAAAUAUUUUGGGUACCAACUUUUUACAAGUACUUAUAACAAUAAUUCUGUGUUUGUGGUCGUGAAUUGCUUGGUUGCUUGAUUUUCUUCUCAAUAAAAGUAUUUCAGAGGA